Salvia hispanica is the source of this 916-nucleotide messenger RNA. Its product is annotated as TLDc domain protein. The record is from RefSeq and is a predicted model, not a curated record. NCBI's taxonomy places the organism in Eukaryota, Viridiplantae, Streptophyta, Magnoliopsida, Lamiales, Lamiaceae.
AUGAAACAUCACCAGCCACAAAACAAAAAAUUGUGAAUAAAAAGGGAAAUACCAAUCGGAAAUCCUAUAAAAAUCGAUAUGGGAAGAACACAAAUGAGAGUGAAGAUUUAGUUUUUAUUUUUGUUGGUAUGUUUGACUCUUUAUUUCAAAAAUGAAGUGUUUGUGUGUGUCAAAUUCAGCAUUAUUAUCCUAUAGUUAUGGAAGGAAGAAGAAUGCAUUUCCACAGAGCUUAUUCAAUUGGGAUUUUGGUAGAAGCAAAAAAGAAGAGCCCAACUAUUAUGAAGAUAUUGACCUCCCAUUUUCACCUUCUCUUGUUUCCAAAACAUUCUUGAAAGGUAGGGAACUGAAAUGUUGCUACAAGGCAAAAACGGAUGGAUUCAGCGCCACAGACUUCCAUGUCAAAUGCGACUUUAAAGGGCCAUGCGUCAUCAUUGGCUACACAACUAGCGACUUUAAAUUUGGCGCUUUUAACCCUGAGGGCUACCGGAGCACUGACGAUUACUAUGACUCAUUUGAUGCAUUCCUCUUUUACUGGCCCGACGACGGGGCCAGGGAUGACCCCGUCGUCCUGCCGAAGGUCGGGGGCAGCGGCGCGGCCCUCUUCGACUACGCCCGCGGCGGCCCCCAGUUCGGCGCCGACGGGCUGCUGAUAGGGCCGCCGCUGGCCCCCGUGAUGGGCGGGUUCGCAGGGCCCGAUACGAACUCGGGCGUCGGUGAUCUGAGGCAGGCGAGGUCGAGGCUGGGGCUGUCGUAUGCGAAGAGGGCCGAUGGGAAGGAGUCUUUGUUUGGAGAUGAGAGUAGAGUCACUCUUGAUCAAGUGUUGGUGUUUUGUAGCCCUCAAAUUGCUAGCUUGUAUUAGCAUCUAUUGAAUGAAAUUCAUAUAAUUAAACACCAAAAAAAGGAAAUUAUGUCACAA